Messenger RNA from Micropterus salmoides (largemouth bass), 928 nucleotides. It is a transcript of the gene mansc1, whose product is annotated as MANSC domain containing 1. Bases 443 to 928 code for a protein of 161 amino acids. NCBI's taxonomy places the organism in Eukaryota, Metazoa, Chordata, Actinopteri, Centrarchiformes, Centrarchidae. The record is from RefSeq and is a predicted model, not a curated record. The transcript has 5 exons.
CCUGCAUUUAACGCUCUGCGGAAGGACACACGGUUAUUACCGAACAUUUAACGCAGAAAAACACGAUUUCAUUCGGGAUAUUUUUUUUUUAUCCAUCAGCGUCCUCUCGGGAUGGAUGAGAGAAGCAUCUUGUUCGCUUGCUGGGACUGAACUGGUUUGAUUGGGACUGCUGGUUCUCCCCCCUCCCCUCCCGGUCCAACACCGACUCCUCAGACUGUAGACCGACCCACGGACGGAUGAUGGACGCGGCGCCGAGUUAAUCUGCGUCGUCGGUGGAGACAAAGGAGACGGGGUGAAGUCUGUGGACUGUGGACCCAAAGAUCCACUGAGCAUCUGAUGGAGGACUGUUCACACCGUCGGCCUGAACGUUUGUGUGGAUCUCUGCUCUCCUGCUGUGGACACUGACGCCCUUCUGAUCACAGAGUGCAGAUCUGCUGCUGCCAUGAGUCCUCCGGCGUCCACUCGACUCUCGCGGACGCUCAGGCGUCUCGUCGCCACUGUGCUGCUGCUGCUGAUGAUCACAACGACAUCACUUCCUGUGUCCGCUGUGGAACCAGAGACGUGCUUCUCCAGACAACACCAGGACGUUACUGUCAACGUCAGACUGGCCUUAAACAGGCCGGCGACGGCCAUGGACACUCGGGUGGUCCGGUCAGAGCGGGACUGCGUCCUGGCCUGCUGCUCAGAGGAAGUCAAGCCAGGUGCCAAAUGCAACAUGGCUGUGUUCAACGCCAACAAACACGCCAGUGACGAUAACUGCUUCCUGUUCCACUGCCAGACAGAGCAGGACUGUCCUUUAAUGAAGACUCAGAGUGGCAUCAACACAUACGACAUCUACAAAGUAUCAGCCAAACUUGAGCGAUUUAAAUUCGAUCUGGGCUCCGAAACAUCUGUCAUCGCCUUAUCUGUGGAUAAUGGAAAGAUUUAG